UGCCCGACAUUAUCUUCAUCCUGACUCCGCAGGAAAGGAGGCUGAAAUGACGGAUGCGAGCAUGGAGGCGACACCCGGGGACGGUUUAUUUACACCAGGAGAGCCGCUUUAAGUUGUGUCCCCCUCCCUCCUCUACUUUACUUUAACCGACCCCCCCCUCCCCUCCUCCUCCGCUGCUAGAAAUUUAUAAAGAACAAAAAAUCCGCCGAGUGAGGAAGGGAGGGGGGGUUUGAUAUGCACCGAGGCUGAAACCGAGAGGCGAACCCAGGGAAAGAGGAGUAAUCUCUACUCGGGACUUUCCCCCUCUUAGUGCCCCAAACGGAGGGGGAAAAGUCGCGCACUCGGCGGCGAUCAGGAAUGGGCAUGUAAAGGCGUGGAAACGUCUGUAAUUCUGGAUACUUUAUAUAUUUUUAUUCCGAAAAAACAUGGCCGAGAACGUUCUGGACUCUGGCCCGCCUUCAGCCAAGAGGCCUAAACUCUCAUCUCCGGCACUUUCCGCUUCUGCCAGCGAUGGAAACGAUUUUGGGACGCUGCUAGAUUUGGAGCAUGAUCUCCCAGAUGAACUUAUCAUCCCCAGUGAGCCGGUUCUGGUGAAUGACGGGGACCUUAACCAGCUGAGCAGCACCUUGGGAAGAGGACCUGGAGGCGGCAAUGGGACCGCAGGAGGAAUGGGGCUUGGGUUCGGCUCAGGAGGGGAACCUGGGGGUGUUGUUGGGGGCCAAGAUGCCGUGGCUAAGCACAAGCAGCUGUCGGAGCUUUUGCGGACAUCCACCUCAAGUCAACAAGGGCAUCAAGGAGCAAUGGGCGGCUCUGGCGGCCCUUCGGCGAUGGCGCAACACUUAGCCAACCUGAAGGCAUCGUCAGGUCAAGGGCCCCAGCAGAUGAUGGGGCAGCAGAAGCACCUCUCCCCACAGCAGCAGGCUAACAUGAUGCAGGGCCAACAGCCUGGAAUGAUGGGCAACAGAGGCAUGAUGGGCAUGCAGCAGAAAGCCAAUAACGGACAGCAGCAGCCGGGUAUGAUUGGGAAUCAGGUGAUGAACGGCUCCCCCAGGAUGGGCUUCAGUAAUCAGGGGAUGGCCGGCAGCGGCAACAUGUUGGCCGACAAUCUCCAGCAGCAGGGACCCGGAGGGCUGAGGGGGCAACAGCACGGAGCGAUGAACAAGCCUGGAAUGAUGGGCGGCCCGGGGGGCUCAUUUGGAGCUCCAUACGGUGGUCAAGGAGGUCAAGGUCUAGGAGCCGCAGGGCUGAGCUCUCAACUCCAGAACAAGUCUCCGUUGGGUAACAGCCUGGCCCAGUUCGGUGUGGACAAGAAGAACCAGCCACUGCAAGGAAUGAGUGCCAUGCAGUCACAGACAGGUGUAGGUGGUCCAGCAGGUGCACCUGUGGGAGGAGCACAAGGUAUGGUCCCCAGCGCGCAGGCAGGUCUAGCAGGAUACAACCCCCAAGCCUCUGCGGCAUCCGCUGCAGCCGGAGCGCCUCCUACAGCCGACCCUGAGAAGCGCAAGCUGAUCCAGCAGCAGCUGGUUCUCCUACUUCAUGCACAUAAGUGCCAGCGGCGAGAGCAGGCCAAUGGGGAGGUUCGACCCUGCAACCUGCCCCACUGUCGCACCAUGAAGAAUGUCCUGAACCACAUGACCCACUGCCAGGCUGGCAAGUCCUGCCAAGUGGCUCACUGCGCCUCCUCCAGACAGAUUAUCUCCCACUGGAAGAACUGUACGCGGCACGACUGUCCUGUUUGCCUGCCGCUGAAGAAUGCCGGGGACAAGAGGAACCCGCAGUGUGAGUCUCUGCUAAGCGUAGCCAGUUCAGGACUGGGAAGCUCACUUUGUCCCGUUCCUGGUGGCCAGCCCAGUACGCCGAACAUCACCCCACCCAGUCAGAUCGACCCCAGCUCAAUAGAAAGAGCCUACGCCGCCCUGGGGCUCACCUACCAGGGAAACCAGAUCCAGGGUCAGACUGGUCAGCCCAACAUGCCCAACCAGGGCCAGGCUGGCAUGAGGCCUCUCAAUACAAUGGGUGUCAAUCAGAUCGGAGUAAACGGCAGUGUUGGUGCCUCCCCUCAGAGUCAACAAGGCAGUUUACUGCAGGACGCCAUGAUGCAUAGUAACGUGAAUAACCUAAGCUUGAUGAAUGAUGCUGUAGGAAUCGGAUCGAUGCCUACGGCGGCCCCUCCCUCUGCCACGGGUAUAAAGAAAGGUUGGCAUGAAGACAUCACACAGGAUCUCCGAAACCACCUGGUACACAAGCUUGUCCAGGCCAUCUUUCCUACGCCGGAUCCGGCUGCGCUAAAGGACCGGCGAAUGGAGAACCUGGUGGCCUACGCCCGAAAAGUUGAGGGAGACAUGUAUGAGUCAGCCAACAGUAGAGGUGAGUACUAUCACCUGUUGGCAGAAAAGAUCUAUAAGAUUCAGAAGGAGCUAGAGGAGAAAAGGAGGACACGGCUGCAGAAACAGAGUCAGACGAUUGGGCCUAACAUGGGCCAGGCCCCCCUUGGUUUGUCUCAAAACGGCCCCCUCCCCGACCCAUCAAUGGUGCGGCCGUCUGGACCCGGUCAGAUGCUCAACAGGAUGCAAGGCGCGGGUAUGAACCAGUUUAAUCAGAUGGGGAUGCCGUCUAUGGGUCAGAGAUCCACGCCGCCUCUUCCUAUGGGAGCCUCUGGGAACCAGCUUGGAAUGGUUGGGCCCAGAGUGGGACAGCCCAACGUCAACCAACUGCAGAACCAGUAUCUGUCCCAUGGACAGUUUCCUGGGUCAGCACCUGGAGUUGGAGGGCCUCAGCCUGGAAUGGCCCAGCCAGGAGCCCAGGGUGGCAUGGCACAGAUGGGAACUCCUCCGUCCCUCUCGGUGGGCAGUCCUCUCGGCCAGCCUGGUUCGGUCAGUGGCCCCAACGGGGUCCCUUCUGUGGGGCCAAUGGGUCCACAGAGUGUCGGAGGUCUAAACUCAUCCGUUGGCACCCCCACUUCAUCCAUCACAAACCAACAAGCGAACUCCAUCCCCCAUCUGGGACCCAUGCGCGGCAGCUCUCCCUCCCCGGCACACAGUCGAUCCCCCACUCCCCACCAAACGCCUCCCAGACUAGCAGGGUCCCAGACGCCACAGCCGCAUACCCCUAAUGCCCCACAGUUGGCCCCGCCUUUAUCGCUUCAGCAGAAUCAGCUCAGCCAGGGGCCCGGAUCCAACAAACCUCUGCAGCAGCAACACAUGGGGUCCUCGGGCUCCACCACUCCGUCUCAUCCUGGACUGGCCUCCAGCUCGACGCCACAUGCUGGACAGCUCCCCCGCACUCCGUUGUCCCAGAAGGGCUCCUAUCCAGCAGACAGUCAGGCGAUGACCCCCGCCUCCGUCAGCAGCCUGGACGCUUCCUCCCAGCAGCCACAGUCGAACGCCUCCGCCACCAACCUCGAACCCAAGAUGGUGGUCGGGCAUCAGGAAGAGGAGGAGGAGAGCGACGCGGGCAGCUGCUCCAAAGGAGGGAAGCUCAGCAACCACAAGACGGAGGAACAACCUUUCAAAUCAGAGGUGAAGAAAGCAGAGGGUUCUGGAGACGGAGGUAAAGCAGUCCCCAUGGAAACGUCAACGGCAGGAGUGAAGAUUGAAGACAAGAAACCGGAGGUGAAGAAGGAGGUGAAAGAGGAGGAGACUUCAGAGGCAACGGUUCCACAGGCGCCUGUGAAAAAGAAGACCUUCAAGCCAGAGGAGCUCCGUCAGGCCCUCAUGCCGACACUGGAAUCUCUUUACAGACAAGACCCUGAAUCUCUCCCGUUCAGGAUGCCCGUCGACCCACAGCUGCUCGGCAUACCGGACUACUUUGACAUAGUGAAGAACCCAAUGGACCUGUCCACUAUCAAGAGAAAGCUAGAUACAGGUCAGUACCAGGAUCCCUGGCAGUAUGUUGAUGACAUCUGGCUGAUGUUCAACAACGCCUGGCUCUACAAUCGCAAAACUUCACGGGUCUACAAGUACUGCUCCAAGCUGGCCGAGGUGUUCGAGCAGGAGAUUGACCCGGUCAUGCAGGGACUCGGCUACUGCUGCGGGCGAAAGCUGGAGUUUUCUCCACAGACGCUGUGCUGCUAUGGGAAGCAGCUUUGCACGAUUCCCAGAGAUGCUGUUUACUUCAGCUACCAAAACAGGUACCACUACUGCGAGAAGUGUUUCAACGAGAUCCAGGGAGAGACGGUUUCCCUGGGCGAUGACCCCACCCAGCCACAAACCUCCAUAAACAAGGAUCAGUUUGAGAAAAAGAAAAAUGACACACUGGACCCAGAGCUGCUGGUUGAAUGUAUGGACUGCGGACGCAGGAUGCAUCAGAUCUGUGUUUUGCACAAUGAAACAAUAUGGCCGUCCGGUUUUGUUUGUGACGGCUGCUUAAAGAAGAAGAAUAAGACGAGGAAAGAGAACAAGUAUUCUGCUAAAAGAUUACCCCAGACUAAGUUGGGCAGUUUUCUGGAAGGGAGGGUAAACGACUUCUUGAAGCGCCAGGCCCAUCCUGAGUCUGGAGAGGUCUUCAUUCGUGUCGUUCAUGUAUCUGACAAAGUGGUGGAGGUCAAACCAGGAAUGAAAUCCAGAUUUGUGGACAGCGGCGAGAUGUCAGAGUCCUUCCCAUACAGGACAAAAGCCCUUUUUGCGUUUGAGGACAUCGACGGUGUGGACGUCUGCUUCUUCGGGAUGCAUGUUCAGGAGUACGGAUCCGACUGCCCUCAGCCCAACCAGAGGCGAGUCUACAUCUCCUACCUGGACAGCGUUCACUUCUUUCGGCCUCGCUGUCUAAGAACAGCAGUUUACCAUGAAAUCCUCAUCAGCUACUUGGAAUACGUCAAGAGAUUAGGUUACACCAUCGGUCACAUCUGGGCCUGCCCGCCUAGUGAGGGAGACGACUACAUCUUCCACUGCCAUCCCUUAGAUCAGAAGAUCCCAAAGCCCAAACGACUGCAGGAGUGGUAUAAGAAGAUGCUGGACAAAGCCGUAGCAGAGCGGAUCGUACACGACUACAAGGAUAUUUUCAAGCAGGCGACGGAGGAUCGUUUAACAAGUGCCAAGGAGCUGCCUUAUUUUGAGGGCGACUUUUGGCCCAACGUGUUGGAGGAGAGCAUCAAGGAGCUGGAGCAGGAGGAGGAAGAGAGGAAACGGGAGGAGAACAGCACCUCUAAUGAGAGCGUCGACGACGCUAAAAGCGACAGCAAAAACGCAAAGAAGAAGAACAACAAGAAGACGAGCAAGAACAAAAGCAGCCUGAGUCGAUCGAAUAAGAAGAAACCAGGGAUGCCAAACGUUUCCAACGAUCUGUCCCAGAAGCUUUACGCGACGAUGGAGAAACACAAGGAGGUGUUCUUCGUCAUCCGGCUGAUCGCAGGCCCCAUGGCCAACGCUUUGCCCCCCAUCGCAGACCCAGACCCCCUGAUGGCGUGCGACCUCAUGGACGGUCGCGAUGCCUUUCUGACUCUGGCACGGGACAAACAUCUGGAAUUCAGCUCGUUGAGGAGGGCCAAAUGGAGCUCCAUGUGCAUGCUAGUGGAGCUGCACAACCAGAGCCAGGACCGCUUUGUUUACACCUGCAACGAGUGCAAGCUCCACGUGGAGACGCGCUUCCACUGCACCGUUUGUGAGGAUUACGACCUGUGCAUCACAUGCUACAACACUAAGGGCCACGAGCACAAGAUGGAGAAGCUAGGCCUGGGCCUGGACGACGAGAGCAGCAACCAGGCCGCCGCCGCCACCCAGAGCCCGGGAGACUCGCGCCGCCUCAGCAUCCAGCGCUGCAUCCAGUCCCUGGUCCACGCGUGCCAGUGCCGCAACGCCAACUGCUCGCUGCCUUCCUGUCAGAAGAUGAAACGCGUGGUCCAGCACACCAAAGGCUGUAAGAGGAAAACCAACGGCGGCUGCCCCAUCUGCAAGCAGCUGAUCGCCCUGUGCUGCUACCACGCCAAGCACUGCCAGGAGAACAAGUGCCCCGUCCCCUUCUGCCUCAACAUCAAGCACAAGCUGCGGCAGCAGCAGCUGCAGCACCGCCUGCAGCAAGCCCAGAUGCUGAGGAGGAGGAUGGCCAGCAUGCAGAGAGUGGGCCAGACCCCCUCGGGGGGCACACCCGGGGGGAGCGGUCUGCCGUCUCCCAGCGGAACCACCGGCCCCGCUACUCCUACGUCUGUCGGGACGCAGCCUCCGACCCCGCAGACCCCCACCCAGGGCAACAUGCCCGCACUUCCUCAGCCCAUGAGCGGGAUGGUGACUCCGGGUCACCAGCAGGGCGGUACGAUCCCCCCCCAGCACCAUCUCCACCAGUUCCAGGCAGAAGGGAUGAUGGUUUCCCCCCAGCAGCAGCAGCACCUCGGCGGUCUGCCUCCAUACAACCCCAGACCCCCCGGGGCGUCUCCUCACCACCCGUCGCUGGGGAAACCCGGUUUGGGUCCGUCCACCCCGACACAGCAACAGCCCAACCAGGGACCGGGGGCCAUGGCCCCUCAGGGCCAGCAGCAGGGGCCUCCGCCGGCCGCCGUAGAGACAGCACUGAAAAUCCAACAACUGGCAGAGAGCCAGAGCCGGAUGGCUCAGGCCCAGGCACGGAUCCGAGGUCUGAUGCCUCAGCACCCCCACCACCAGAACAGCCCGGCCCCGAUGAUGCCCCACAUUGGGGCCCAGAACCAGGGGGGGGUCGGCAGGACUAUUCUGGAGCAGCAGCAGCACGGCGUCAUGCCCGGUGCGCAGCCGCAGCUACCCCCCCAAAUUCAACAGCAGCUACAGCCCACCAACCAGCAGUGGGGCCCCAGGGGCCCGACCAUGAACCCGCAAGUAAGGACAGGCAUGAUGGGCCCAAUGGCCCCACAGCAGCAACAGCAGAUGAAUCCGCAGCAGGCAGGAAACCGAGGCGGGAUGCCGGGGUUGGGGCUUCCAGAAGGGGCCGGGGGGGGCCCUGGGCCGAUGCAAGGAGCAGGCGGCUCCGGAAACCUGCCGCAGGCUGCAGUUCAGGAGCUCCUGCGUACGCUGCGGUCCCCGACCUCACACCUGCAGCAGCAGCAGGUCCUGAACAUCCUUCGCUCCAACCCCACUCUGAUGGCCGCCUUCAUUCGCCAGAGAGCGGCUCGGUACCAGGGGGCCCAGGGAGCCGCAGGGGGGCCGCCAGCGGCGGGGCCUGGAGGCGUACGGUUCCCGGGGAACCCUGGAGGACCCGGGCCCAACCAGCUGGGCGGUUUGGACGGGCAGCAGCAGGUGGUUAACCAGACGGGGAUGAACGUGGCUCAGGGUGCAGGCGGGAACAUGGCCACCAUGGCUCAGCUGCAGCAGCUGCAGCGUCCCAUGUUGCCUGGCAACCUGCAGCAGCAGAUGGCGGCUCUACAGCAGCAGCAGCAGCAAGGGGGGGCGAUGCAAGCGGGACAGCAAGGCAACAUGGCGAACAUGCCCCCCCAGUUCAGAGAGAUGCUGAUGAGGAGACACCUGCAGCAGCAGCAGCAGCAGUUCCAGCAGCAGCAGAGCUUCAUGCAGCCGGGGCAGGCAGGCAUGGCGCCGUCCUCCCAGCCGCAGCCCACAGGGGGGGGCGUGGGGGUUCCUCAGCAGCAGCAGCAGCAGGGAGGAGCGGCGGGGGGGCCGGGCCAGCAGCAGGGAUACCCCAUGUCUCAGGUGGCUGCGGCGCUCCACCAGAAGUUCCAGCAUCAGAUGCAGAUGCAGCAGAACCAGAUGGGGGGGCAUCCAGGACCAGAGGCUGGAGGACCGCCACCCCAGCCGGGACCGGGCGGACCGGGGACGGCGCAGCAGCAGCAGGCCGGCGGCGUGAUGGUCCAUCAGAACCUCCAUCAGAGGCUCCUGCAGCAGCAGCAGCUGGGGGGGGGCUCACCCGCCCACCACAGUAGCCCCAUGAGCCCCCAGAUGGCCCAGUCCCCCCACAUCCAGGGACAGGGAGGUCUGGGCUCGCUCGGCAGUCAGGUCCGUUCCCCCCAGCCCUCGCCCAGGCCGCAGUCCCAGCCGCCGCACUCCAGCCCCUCCCCCCGCAUGCAGCCCCCCUCCCAGCCUCAGCCCUCCCCUCAUCGCAUUUCCCCACAGACCCAAACCGGCUCCCCCCACCCGGGUCACGUGGCUCAGCACCACCCCAGCAACAUGGCUCCGCCUCAGCCUCCGCAGCAGGACCCCGGCCCGUUCGGCGCCGACCAGAACGCCAUCUUGUCCCAGCUGAGCGGGAUGGCGGGGAUGCACGGAGGUCAGGGCAGCCAGGCGGACAUGUUGGGGGGGAACAACAACAACCAGGAGCUGGGGACAAACGUCAACCACAGUCUGAUGUAGCCUCGCCGUGCCGGGGGGGGGG
Cyprinodon tularosa is the source of this 8286-nucleotide messenger RNA. It is a transcript of the gene ep300a, whose product is annotated as E1A binding protein p300 a. Bases 426 to 8264 code for a protein of 2612 amino acids. Gene Ontology annotation, biological process: positive regulation of transcription by RNA polymerase II. Gene Ontology annotation, cellular component: histone acetyltransferase complex; nucleus; transcription regulator complex. Gene Ontology annotation, molecular function: chromatin DNA binding; protein binding; zinc ion binding. Lineage: Eukaryota; Metazoa; Chordata; Actinopteri; Cyprinodontiformes; Cyprinodontidae. The record is from RefSeq and is a predicted model, not a curated record. The transcript has 31 exons.